Molecule: messenger RNA, 5572 nt
Organism: Misgurnus anguillicaudatus (oriental weatherfish)
Lineage: Eukaryota; Metazoa; Chordata; Actinopteri; Cypriniformes; Cobitidae
Product: metal transporter CNNM3
Biological process (GO): magnesium ion homeostasis; transport
Cellular component (GO): plasma membrane
Molecular function (GO): transmembrane transporter activity
Source: RefSeq, a predicted model, not a curated record
UCAUCGUUUUAUAUGAAAACAAGAGAAAAAGUAGGAGGGUGGCAGCGAUAACAACGACGUCACAUGAUACAUAAAGCCAAGCUGCCCUAUUCCAAUAUGGUGGUCAGCUUGGCGGAGCUUCGUCUCCCGUUGAUCAUAUCGUUCCUGUGCGGGUUCGGAACCUGCAGCCAGCAAGAACCGCAGGUUUCCGGGCUGCGCUUAGAGGACGCCGGCGAGCUGGUGUACAUGCGCAAACGAGUCAUCGAAGCUCCGCACGGCUCCAGUUUCAAGCUUAGAUUGUUCGGGUCCUACCUGUCUAAUGAGACCUGGCCGUGGGUCGCGUUCGCCCCCGAAGGAGGUACGGUUGAACCGUGCGCGCAGGAGGACCUCCGCAGGUCCGCUGCGUUUAACGUGAGCGGAGCGUUCGUGUUGGACACGGACAACAGCGGGCUUGUAGAGGUCCACACAGUGCCCGCAGCAUCCCAAACGGAACAUCGAUUGUGUGUCUUAAAGGGCCAGACGUGGGUCUCAUUUGGGUUGGACAAGUUUCGCAUAAAGGACCCCGAUGUGCCACCCGAUUUCAUUCCUCUUUGGGGUCUGGUUUUAGUCGUCGGCUUGCUGGUUUUGAUCUGCAGCGUGGUGAGAUGUUUAAAUCUGAGUUUGCUGUGGUUGGACCCGUUGGAGCUGUAUGUUCUGCACAGCUGUGGUUCCGAGGAUGAGAAGCAUGCUGCAAAGCGCCUCAAGCCCAUUAGGAGGAGAGGAAAUGUUUUGGUGUGCUCCCUCUUGUUCCUCUGUGCAUUGGGUCAUUCGGUUCUAGGGGUCAUGUUGUACCGCCUGUAUGGCUCCAUCCUACCUGCUGUGUUCACUAGCGGGUUCCUCAUUUUCCUUCUGGCCGAGUUGGUACCCCAUAUAUUAUGUUCUCGCUAUGGGUUCCAGAUGGCCCAGGGUUUAAUAUGGUUUGCCCAGAUCUGUCUUAUACUGACGUGUCCCAUCUCCUGCCCUCUCGGGCUCCUGCUGGAUUUCAUCCUGCGGCGUGAUGUUAGCACCUGCGGCAUCCGUGAGAAAACCAUGGAGAUGAUCAGGACUAGUGUCAAUGAUCCAUACAAUGAGUUUGUCAAGGUGGAGUUCAGCAAGGGUGCUCUCAGGACCAAAACUGUGGAGGAUAUCUUGACCCCCUUGAAAGAUUGCUUCAUGCUUCCCUCCACGGCAGUGCUGGACUUCAACACCAUGUCGGAGAUCAUGCAGAGCGGAUAUACCAGGGUCCCCGUGUAUGAAGAGGAGAGGUCCAAUAUUGUGGAGAUCCUGUAUGUGAAGGAUCUGGCGCUGGUGGAUCCAGAAGAUCGCACUCCAAUGAUGACCAUCACAAAGUUCUACAACCAUCCUCUGCAUUAUGUUUUUAAUGACACCAAGCUGGAUGCAAUGCUGGAGGAAUUCAAAAAAGGAAACUCCCACCUUGCUAUCGUUCAGAAGGUAAACAGUGAAGGAGAAGGAGAUCCGUUCUAUGAGGUUCUGGGUCUGGUGACGCUGGAGGACGUUAUUGAGGAGAUCAUCAAAUCGGAGAUCUUGGAUGAGUCUGAUGGUUACAUGGACAUGAAGGUGAAACGUCCAAUGGCCCAUCUGGAGAUUCAGCUGGAGUCCCGCAGUGUCCACGAGGAGUUCUCCAUUUUUAAGGUACCGGAGGGCGAACCGAAGAUACGCACGUCUCCUCAGCUGUUGCUGGCCACUCAUCGUUUCCUAUCCAGAGAGGUGGAACAUUUCUGCCCGCUGCGUGUUUCAGAAAGAGUCUUAUUUCAUCUGCUACGGCACCCGAGCGUCAACCAAGAGGUGAAGUUUGACUCCGGUAACCGCUUCAGUCCGGAUCACUACCUUUACACACGGAAUCACCCCGUGGAUUACUUCAUACUACUUCUGCAGGGCCGCGUGGAAGUUGAGAUCGGGAAAGAGGGAUUGAAGUUUGAGAACGGUGCUUUCACUUACUACGGUGUUUCAGCGCUCACGGCUCCUUCCUCAGUCCAUCAAUCUCCGGUCUCGACUCAGCGUCAAUCUCCCAGAGAUCCAUUUGAGUUGGGAGAUGCCACCAGCCCGUCCAGCUACUGUCCAGACUAUACAGUACGAGCCCUGACGGACCUACAGUUUAUAAAGGUGACCCGAUUACAGUACCUCAAUGCCCUGAUGGCCUCACGGGUGGCACAAAGUCCCGAUCCCCCUGAAAUUAAGAUUAUGCCCAACAGUCAAACAAAACUCUUAAACGAGAGAAACACGACUCAAGAGUUUCAGCUUCACUUUUCGUUCUUUGACCCAAUUGACAACUACUGUUAGUGUACAUUGCAUGAGACAGGAUUUAAAUGACCAGGCUCUACAGGUGCAAGCAGGCACAGUCAUGAAGCAAAACCAGAUGAGGAUCUUUAACAGUCAGAAAGGAGCUUUCUGACCUUCUACCUAACCCUAGUCCAGGACUUUUAAGGAUUUUAUAAUGACAAACUAAUUUGUUCUUGUCGUCUUAAAUGAAUCUUUCAUUGGUGGAGCGCGACGUUUGAGCAAGAAAUGAGACUGGUGUGAGAAAUGGCGUUUGAGACUUGUAAUGCUGGUUCUGCUGGGAUCGGUUUUUGCUGUACUUACUUCAUCAUUCUCUUGAUGUCACUUCCUGUGAGCAGUUUAAUUUUCCUUAUGAUGUAUGCGUGUGCAUAUGUGCUUCUAAAUACUUUUGAAAGGCUGCGUGCCAAGGUCCUACUAUUACUGCUAUAUUACGACAGCAGUAUUAUUGCUACAGUGUCUCCGUAUGGUCAAGCCUGAAUGUGCCAAAAUGUGUUCAGAGCAAGAGAUAGAGAAGAAGAACAGACAGAAAAUACUUUAUACUGGAAUAAUUCACCCUGAGAUUAAGCUUUAGUCAUUAUUUUUCACAUUCACUACAUUUUUGUGAAACACACAAGCAGAAUUCUCAUUUUAAAAUGGAUAGUUCACCAAAAAAUGAAACUUUUGUGGUCAUUUACUCACCAUCAAGUUGUUACAACACUGUACACAAAUGACGAUGUUUAAAAAAAGCGUUAAUAACCAAACAGAUCUGGGGCACCAUUGACUUCCAUAGGAUUAUUUUUUGUCCUACUAUAGGUGUUACAGACCUGUAUACAUUUCUUUGUUCUGUUGAACACAAAUUAAGAUAUUUAGAAAUAAUAAUAAUAUGCAAAUGGAUCUGGGGCACCAUUGACUUCUACAGUAGGACAAAAUAAUCCUAUGGUUGUUACAAACCUGUACACUUUCUUUGUUCUUCUGAACACAAAUUAAGAUAUUUAAAGAAAAUUAAUAACCAAACGGAUCUGGGGCAGAAAAAAUUAAUUACAACUAUAGUAGGACAAAAUAAUCCUAUGGAAGUCAAUGGGGCCCCAGAUCUGUUUAGUUAACUUUUUUAAAAUAUCUUAAUUUGUGUUCAGCAGAACAAAGAAAAGUAUACAAGUUUGUAACAACCAUAAGACUAUUUUGUCCUACUGUAGAAGUCAAUGGUGCCCCAGAUCUGUUUGGUUAUUAUUUUUUUUAUAUCUUGUGUUCAGAAGAACAAAGAACACAAAUUGAGAUAUUAAAAAAUUAAUAACCAAAUAGAUCUGGGGCACCAUUGACUUCCAUGGGAUUAUUUUGUCCUACUAUAGGUGUUAUAUUUAAAAAAAAAAGAAUAAUAAUAACCAAACGGAUCUGGGGCACCAUUGACUUCUACAGUAGGACAAAAUCAAAAAAUGUUAAUAACCAAACGGAUCUAGGGCACCAUUAACUUCUACAGUAGGACAAAAUAAUCCUAUGGUUGUUACAAACCUGUAUACUUUUCUUUGUUCUGCCGAACUCAAAUUAAGAUAUUUUUAAAAAAUAUUAACCAAACAGAUCUGGGGCACCAUUAACUUCCUUAGGAUUAUUUUGUCCUACUAUAGUUGUUAUAAACCUUGCAUACAUUACUUUGUUCUGCUGAACACAAAUUAAGAUAAAAAAACAAUUAAUAACAGAUCUGGGGCACUAUUGACUUCCAUAUAAUUAUUUUAUACUACUAUAGAAGUCAAUGGUGCCCCAGAUCUGUUUGGUUACAAACAUUCUUAAAAAUAUCUUAAUUUGUGUUUAGCAGAACGUAUACAGGUUUGUAACAACUUGAGGGUGAAUAAAUGAUUUACAUUUUUUGGUGAACUAUCCCUUUAAGCCCCAACAUAUAUGUGCCAAUGUGAAUUUAAACACACAAAACUGGAUUUCGAUGUGGAAAGCUGGAUUUUUUCACAUAACAAACUUAGUUGAGUGUUAGAUGCUGGGAUAAACUAGUCAUUAUCUGGGAUGGUGUUUCUUGCACUUUCGGAAAGGUCUUAUUUUUAUAAAAUUCAUGCCUUAAUGUGUCCCCCCACACACACACAUUUCACAUUGUUUCUUCUUCCCCUGGUUGGGUGCUCCCUUAUUAUUUGGCAAGUUCAGAAUGUUAGAGCUCCAAAAGUGUCAUUUUGAAAGUGACAUUAAAAGGUCAUCAUGAGGAUUUCUGUGUAAUUUUAACCGCCCAGUAUUGUGAGACAGAUGAGGGUAUCCACGCUUGCACACAUGAUGCUUCACACAUGAUGUGCGCUACCAUUUAAUAUUGAAAUUCCCAACAUCGUGCUUUACUUCCAGAUCAACCCGUCUCCUUUCUUCAGUAUCCACCGCAUGCCUGCAUUCCAGAUUAGCAGCAUCGUAAACAUUUUAGGUGCUUGGAUAUCUUGCAUGACUGUAGUGAUGCAGUCUAAAGCUGUAGUCUAUACUGUAUAAGCAACAAAGAUAGAAAAACUUUCUCAUGCCAUCACUAUUACAUUAUUCCAUUACUGUAGCCUGAGUAAUAGUGAAAAUCCCGGGGUUUGAGGUUGUAUUAUAUUUUUAGACAUAACAUUGUAGAUGAGUAAGUGAAGAUAGUACACAGAAUACUGUUACAACUUCUCUAUCCGUUUCAUUUACUCACUGCUAGAUAAGGUGCCAGGAUGAUUAAAAUUAAGUAUAAACAUCUUUAUUUGAGUUUAUAUCUCACAUUCCAACCUACUUUUGGUUUCAAAUUGGUGCAAAUAUGCAAGAUUUAUAAAAAAAGGGUUUUAACUCUUAUUCUGUUUUAUUGUUUCUUAACUUAGAGAGUUAUUUAAACUUGCUUUUAUGAAGUUACAAGUUUGCUAUUUUUUUUCUUUUGGGUGUAAUCAUAACCCAUCAGCUAAUGUUAACAUUAAUUUUAAAUGACUUUUUAGAACAGUGUGUGUGAUCCCGAGUAAAUAUUUUUUUCAGCUGUUUAAAACUCGUUUGUUCUGUUGUCGAUUUAUGUUCACAAAGUAAUGAAUGUAUAUUAUUAAAUCCUGUUGUUCUGCUCUAUUUAUCGAGAAAUGUUGGGAUUUGUUUGACUAAAUUAAUAAGAAACUAAAUCUAAAGUACAAGCUGGAAGCAGUCGUGUGUAAAUAUCAGUUUUUCAGACACAAACGUAUAUUAGCAGGUUUUCCAAGACUUAUUUCUGACUCGCCGUUUUUGGUAGUUGAGGUUGAAAUCUGCUCUGUAUUGUACACGAGCCAUUUAAUGAUCUUGAUAUGAUAUGUUUCAUAUAGAAAUAAACACAACACAGUGCUAA